This is a messenger RNA of Diaporthe citri, 1422 nucleotides long. RefSeq lists its product as uncharacterized. The transcript has a single exon. The record is from RefSeq and is a predicted model, not a curated record. Lineage: Eukaryota; Fungi; Ascomycota; Sordariomycetes; Diaporthales; Diaporthaceae. The coding region runs from base 1 to 1422 and encodes 473 amino acids.
AUGCAAAGGCUCCUUAUCGCUCUCCUCUUUUGCUUUGCAGCAGCGCAUAAGUCUGAAAAGGCUGAAGAGCCCGAAUUCUCGCCAAAAUCUUACAAACCGCACCAGGUAAUCUACCGCGAUGUCGCCAUAAUCGGAGGCGGAUCUGCUGGAGCGUACAGCGCCGUGCGGCUGGUGGACCACAACCUCUCCGUCGCCGUCAUUGAGCCAAAGGCCCAGCUCGGAGGCCAUGCGGAGACUUAUGUCGAUCCCAGCGGGGUGACUGUCGACAUCGGCGUGGUGGUGUUCGAGCCAUUCAACCUCACGACUGAUUACUUUGCCCGCUUUGGCGUCCCUCUCAUUCCUUACUCGGGCUUCUCGUCCAGCUCUUCCCAAUUUGUCAACUUCGAGACGGGAGAGGUCGUGGACUGGGAGCCUCCCAGUCAAGAGGAAGCUGCGUCUGGAUUUGCUGCCUACGGUGAACAGUUGAGCAAGCACCCGGACAUCGCGACGGGAUACGACCUGAAUUAUCCUGUCGACGAGGAUCUUCUGCUUCCGUUCCAUGAAUUCGUGGACAAGUACCAGAUUGACGGAGCAGUGACAACCCUCUACAACUUCGAACAAGGGUACUCCCCAAUUCUCGAACUUCCCACAAUUUACGUCCUGAAACAAUUCGGGCAAGGACUAUUCCAGGCGGUUACGACAAACUCAUUGCUGACGACUGAGCAUCACAAUACUCACGAGCUGUACGAACGCGUGACGGAAUUCUUAGGAGACCAGGUCUUGCUCAACACCUCGGUCAUUGCAAUGUCACGCAAGGCAUCUCGACAACCACGCAUACUGGUCGAUAGUCCCGACGGCAAGAAACUGAUCAUUGCCCGAAAUGUGCUGAUCACCGCGCCCCUCAUCAACGUCUACGAAGCUCGAGACAGCUUCGACCUAAACAGUGAAGAGGAAGCGUUGUUCCAGCAGUUCUUCGCCAACGGCUACUACACCGGGAUAAUCAAGAACACGGGCUUCCCACCCAACUUCACAGCAGUGGGAGCCGACCCGGACCAACCCUACGGCAUCCCCGCGCUCCCUGGCCCGUACGCCAUCUCGUCCAUCCCCGAGCUGCCCGGCCUCUUUCACGUAUACUACGGAAUCCCGCACCCAAAACCCGGCGAGGCCGUGCAGCGUGACGUCGAGGCCGUCGUGCGCCGCGUCCAAGAAGCUCGGGGCCUGCCGCCGUCCACCCCGGAGUGGGUCAUCUUCAGCGACCACUCUCCGUACAACACCAUGGUGGAGCCCGGGGCUAUCAGGGACGGCUUUUACAAAAAGCUGCUGGGGCUUCAGGGGAAGAGGAACACGUUCUAUACUGGUGCCACGUGGGAGACGCAGGACUCGGGAAUGAUUUGGACUUAUACCGAAGAGCGUGUGCUGCCUCGGCUUCUUGAAUGCUUUUAA